Messenger RNA from Vanessa tameamea, 4072 nucleotides. RefSeq names its product lysosomal alpha-mannosidase-like. Bases 1 to 4068 code for a protein of 1355 amino acids. Gene Ontology annotation, cellular component: lysosome. The record is from RefSeq and is a predicted model, not a curated record. NCBI's taxonomy places the organism in Eukaryota, Metazoa, Arthropoda, Insecta, Lepidoptera, Nymphalidae. Gene Ontology annotation, molecular function: carbohydrate binding; alpha-mannosidase activity. Gene Ontology annotation, biological process: mannose metabolic process. The transcript is spliced from 29 exons.
AUGUUGAAGUACUUUAUUAUAUUAGCGUUUAUUAAUAAAAGUGUUUUUACCAAAACAAACGCGGAAUGUGGCUACAAGCAAUGUCCACCGACAAAAGAUGGCGCUCUGAACGUCCAUGUGAUCCCUCACUCGCACAUGGACGCUGGUUGGGUUAAGACCUUCGAUGAAUAUUACUAUGGCACCAAGACCAGCGUCAGCUCAGCGAACGUUCAACUCAUAUACCACUCUGUCUUGUCUGAACUGAUUCACGACAAGAGACGAAAAUUCACUUUCUCGGAAACGGCAUACUUUUGGCGUUGGUGGAAGGAACAGCGCGGAACAACUCGGGCCACAUUCAGAUCACUCGUUGCGGAAGGUCGGAUAGAGUUUGCGGGUGGUGGCUGGGUGCAAGCUGAUGAGGCUACCAUUGACUAUCUUCAACUCUUGGACCAGUAUACAUGGGGACUCAGAAAACUAAAUGACACUUUAGGUCCAUGCGGCAAACCUAAGGCGGCGUGGCAGAUCGACACGUAUGGACACACGCGGGAACACGCAUCCUUGGUCGCUGAAAUGGGCUUCGAUGGUCUUUUUAUAGGUAGAGUUGAACACAAAGAAAGAGAAACAAUGCUAGAGGAAGAUCGAAUGGAGUUUAUUUGGAGAGGCAGCGAUGUGCUCGGUAAAAUGUCUGACAUAAUAACGCAUGCGCUGUUCAAUCUAUACAACGCACCGGACGGCUUCUGUUUCGACUUCCUCUGCAGCGACGAACCGAUCGUCGAAGAUCCUGAUAGCAAAGUCUACAAUGCUGAUAAACGAGUGAAUGAUUUCAUCUCGCAAGUCGAACGUCAGGCCAAAUACUACGACCAUGACAACAUCAUCGUGACAAUGGGGGGAGAUUUCACCUACCAGAGCGCUGCCAACUGGUUCAUUAAUAUUGACAAAUUGAUAAACCACGUGUCCACACAUCCAGCGAAUAUGUCCGAUGUUAAUAUAUUUUAUUCGACACCAUCUUGUUAUUUGAAGUCUGUUUACUUGUACGGAAGGAGGGAUAAGGCGCUCCACACCGAAAAGGCAGAUCACCUGCCAUAUGCCAGCGACGCAAACACCUACUGGACUGGCUUCUACACUUCCAGACCAAGUUUUAAGUACUUGAUAAAAAGGGCACAUGUAUUUUUGCAGGUUGUAAAACAAUUGACGGUUCUAUCUCGAAUGGGCGACUCGUACGAACUCCAUCUGUUGAGACACGCCGUCGGGUUAGCGUUACACCACGACGCAAUUACAGGAACAAGUCAACAGCACGUGACAAAUGAUUUCAUAAGACUGUUAUCCGAGGCUAUUGAAGCUUGCUCGAAGAGAGUGUCGAAUUAUUUAAGUAUUUUGACACCGACUUGGGGAGGGAGCAGGAGACCGAAGAACAGCCAACAGUUCAUAAUAUGUCAUCAACUUAACAUGAGCCAGUGCAGAUUCACGGAAACCCAAGAAUCAAUACUACUGAUAGUAUAUAACCCACUCAGCGUGAAGGCCUACUUUCACGUACGACUUCCGGCCAUCGCCCUGCAUUAUUCCAUCAGGGAUUACAACGACGAGGAAGUGGAAUACCAGCUGGUACCGCUGCCAACUGCAAUCAUCAAUAUGCCAGGACGUACUUCUAACAGCAUACAAGAAGUGUGCUUCGAAGCUGAGAAUAUCCCACCACUGGGAUACACAGCGUAUCUCAUUGCACCGAUACGAGAUCAGUUGGCAGAAGGACAAUUUGUAAAAAAAUCUCAAAACCAAGAAACGGAACAGGAACUUACGUCAUUUAUUUCGAAUGAGUAUAUCAAAGUAAACGUAAAUAAAACUUCUGGCCUCUUGGAGUCUAUUCAGCAUAUCGAAGGAAUCAAAAUACUCAUCAGUCAGAACUGGUACUACUACAGCCAAAGUCAGCAAACAUUGCAGUCCGGAGCGUACAGCUUUAGACCUGGAAAGGACAGACCGACACCUGUUACAGACAAAGUAUCUUACCAUACAAUACGAGGGACGCUGGUCAAGGAGAUCAGGCAACGUUUCAGCGAUUGGAUCACGCAGAUCAUUCGCCUUUACCGAGGAGAGGAGUUCGUCGAAGUGGAGUGGAUCAUAGGACCAGUUCCGAUUGGAACUGAUUUGGGCAAAGAAGUCGUGACAAUCUUCAACACCAAUAUCAGCAACAAUGGCUUCUUCUACACCGACUCCAAUGGGAGACAAAUGAUGAAAAGAACUUGUUGGAACGAAUCCACUAGUCAUCUACAAAAGAAGGCGGUACCAGCUUGCCAAUACCCAGUGACCUCACGGAUUUGCCUGCAAAGCGUGAAUAGCAGCGCGGGUCUGUGCAUACUGACAGACCGAACGCAGGCAGCGACGUCGUAUAACGAAGGAGAACUUGAGUUAAUGGUGCACAGAAGACUGCUAACAGACGAUGGCUUUGGUCUUGAAGAAACUCUGAACGAAGAAGCGUUCGGUGUAGGAUUAGUCGUGAAAGGGAAACAUAAAAUAUUUUUCGGUAACCAUAAACAAGAAGUUGAAGGCUUAUCGUUCGCCGAACGAGCAACACAGUUAGCAAGGAAGUGGACGUUGGAGCCCUGGCUGUUCAUGACUUCAGGAGAAAAAAUCAGCAGGAGAAAAUGGCAGAAUGUCAGAAAUAAAAGAUUUUCAGCGCUGCGUAUUCACGGACUCCCUCGACACAUACACAUCCUAACGUUGGAACCUUGGAAAGCUGGUUCCGUUCUCCUGCGAUUAGAAAACACCUUAGAGAAGGGUCAUGGCCCCAAUAAUUUAGAUAACGAACAAAUUGAUCACGAUGGUCACAUAACAGUCAAUAUUCACAAGUUAUUGCUACACCCGAUCAAAGCUAUCCAAGAAACAACCCUGGCUGCUAAUCAAUGGUUACAGGAUGCAAGACAGAUGGAUUGGAGUACCAGAUACGUUUACAACGGUGGUGAUGAUGGCAUCUUACCAGAAGACAAUCCCGACUACGCUGAAGAUUACAAAUUUAGCAAACAAACCGAAGUCAAAGACUCUGAACAUUAUUCAGAAGAAGAUUAUUUCCGAAAGAAAACGUCAAAUCAAAAUAAUAUUAAACAAAACCAAUCAAAAGUGAAACGAGGUUUUGCUAACAGACGAAGAAGAGCGAUAAAUAGUACAGAAAAUAUAAUUGACAAUAUCCAAGACUUAAAUUUGACAACUUACGCAAAAAUAGUCAAAGAAUCGAACAACACUAUAUUGUCCUUCGAUAGUAGAACUAUUCGACCCAAUGUACUAAAACAUUACAAAGCAUUAUCAAGAUCAAAAUUAUUUACGACUGGUCUACCAAAAUUAAGCUUCCUUACAUCAAAAAUACCUAGAAAAUUUAUUUACGGAGACAGUAAAGAGAUCGACAAUGUUUCGUCUGAAGAUGAUUUAUUGUUAAGUGAUAGACGAUUUUUCAAGAAAAGGAAUCGCAACAGAAAUAAGGCUUACAAACAAGACGAUGUUUCAAAUAUUGAAGAGUACGGGGACGGCGUAACCAAAUCAAUGUACGAUAUGUAUUACAGAACCAAAAACCGAAUACACACACAAAAACUUUAUGAACGAAGUUCAGAAUUGUCUAUGAAAAGAAACAACAGAAGAAUUAAAAAGGAUCAUUCUUAUAAAUUCAUAGCUAAAAGUAAUAAAAAAAGACUAGCUGGAGGAAUGCCCUACUUUAUUGUAAACAGGAGAUAUAAUAGUGGAGAGGAAGCUGAAGACAGAAACACAGAGCACUGUGGGAGUCACAAAGUGAGAAAUGGAGUUGGUUAUAGAAGAUUAGACUAUAACGCAGAUUUAUACCCUAGAAGAGGUGUUAGACGCGGUGAAAGAAAUCGAAAUAAAAGACAAGAAAGCGAUUACGAAGAAGAUUCCCAAGAAGAACAGUCGACCAAUACCGGCGACGAUGAAGAUGACUACAACAGACGGAGAAAACGAGCAAUCGAAUACCAGCCUGAACAAAGUGCCGAGCAAACCGAGCAAGCCGAGCAAGACUACAUCAUUACGCUGCGCCCGACGCAAAUAAGGACUUUCAUCGUAAUGUUUGAGAGAAAGAAAGAUUAUACUUUAUAAUACU